This is a messenger RNA of Durio zibethinus, 2236 nucleotides long. RefSeq names its product pentatricopeptide repeat-containing protein At1g80270, mitochondrial-like. The record is from RefSeq and is a predicted model, not a curated record. Gene Ontology annotation, cellular component: mitochondrion. Lineage: Eukaryota; Viridiplantae; Streptophyta; Magnoliopsida; Malvales; Malvaceae. Gene Ontology annotation, molecular function: protein binding.
AGGGUUUAAGACCGACACUCGCUGCUGGUUGCUGCCCUUAUUUAGGGUUUUAGGUUUUGAAAAUUGUUUUUCACCAUUUUCUUCAUUUGUUUCUUCACCAUGUGGGCACUACGUCGAGUUACUAAUCCUCUCAAGGAUAGAAGGAUCAACAUUGGAGUAUUUUAUGCUGCUUCUGCUAGAUUACAAAUUUCGAGUAACUACAUAGAAGAAAAGGCUGUUAUUUCUGAGUAUGUUCAAACAUCUGAUAAGCAUCCAUCUUUGUUGAGAUUUUACCAUUCCUCUAAUUUCCCUGUUGGGAGGUGUGGGCUUUCUUCCCAAGCUGGUGCAGAAAACAGUGGGGAGGAAAAUGACUUGGAAGAUGGCUUUUCUGAACUUGAAACGCCUGCUAAUGCUGAGACCAAAGAAAAUUACAUUGCUCAGGAUGAAACUGAAGAUGGAUUGGUUUCUGAUCGAGAAUUAGCUGGUGAGGAGGAAGAUGUUCAGGAAACUGCUUCAAAUGAACUGGAAUUGUUAGAGGGUGAGAGUGAUCCCAGUGAUAAAAGGUCAUCCACAAGGAGUACUACCUCAGAACUGUUUAAAGCUAUUGUGUCUGCUCCAGGUCUCUCUGUUCAUAAGGCUCUUGAUAAGUGGCUUGAGGAAGGAAAAGAUCUUAGCAGAGCUGAGAUUUCAGUAGCAAUGCUCAAUCUUCGCAAGCGUCGAAUGUAUGGGAGGGCAUUGCAGCUCUCUGAGUGGUUGGAGGCAAAGAAGCAGCUUGACUUUGUUGAGAGAGAUUAUGCUUCUCGUCUUGAUUUGAUUUCCAAAUUACGUGGUCUCCAAAAGGCAGAAUACUACAUUCAGACUGUCCCAAAUUCUUUUAGAGGAGAGGUAAUCUACAGAACCCUACUUGCUAACUGCGUUGUUGCUAACAAUUUGAAGAAAGCAGAGGAGGUCUUUAACAAAAUGAAGGACCUAGAACUCCCAAUUACUUCAUUUGCUUGCAACCAGCUGUUGCUCCUCUACAAGAGGCUUGACAAGAAGAAAAUCACUGAUGUGCUGUUAUUAAUGGAGAAAGAAAAUGUCAAACCUUCACUUUUCACUUAUAGAAUCUUAAUUGACGUCAAAGGUUUAUCUAAUGACAUUAGUGGGAUGGAUCAAAUUGUUGAGACAAUGAAGGCUGAAGGUAUUGAACCAGACAUCCCCAUACAAUCCAUCCUGGCUAAGCACUAUGUUUCAGGGGGCCUUGUGGAAAAAGCUCUGGAGGUUUUAAAGGAGAUGGAAGGGGACAACAUAAAAGAGAAUCGUGGGGCUUGCCAGUUUUUGCUUUCUGUAUAUGCAGAGCUUGGAAAAGCUGAUGAAGUGGAAAGAAUUUGGAAUGUCUGCGAAUCAAAUCCCCGCUUUGAAGAGUAUCUGGCUGCUAUUCAAGCUUGGGGAAAGUUAAGUAAAAUUGAAGAAGCGGAAGCAGUUUUUGAUAGGAUGUUAAAAGCAUUGAGGAAGCUUCCUGCUAAGUGCUAUGCCAUACUGUUGAAGGUGUACUCAAACCAUAAGAUGCUGCAAAAAGGUAAGGAUCUUGUAAGACGUAUGGAAGAUAAUGGGGUCCAGAUUGGCCCAUUGACUUGGGAUGCUCUUGUGAAGCUUUAUGUGGAAGCAGGGGAAGUGGAAAAGGCUGACUCGAUCUUGCUGAAAGCAAGCCAGCAGAACCAGGUUAAGCCCUUGUUCAGUUCUUUCAUGGUUGUUAUGGAGCAGUAUUCUAAGAGGGGUGAUAUCCAUAACUCUGAAAAAUUGUUCCAUAGAAUGAGGCAGGCUGGAUAUGUAGGUCGAUUUCGUCAGUUUCAAUCUCUAGUCCAAGCAUAUAUAAAUGCCAAAGCUCCAGCUUAUGGGUUCAGGGAGAGAAUGAAAGCAGAUAAUAUAUUCCCAAAUAAGGCUUUAGCUGCACAGCUGGCUAGAGUCGAUGCGUUCAGGAAGACUGCAGUGUCUGAUUUGCUUGACUAAGGGUUUCAAUGGUUACUUGUGUCCCUGCUUUAUGUGGGUCAAAUGUUGGUUGUUGCUUCUAGACAUUCUGCGUUGUUGUUCUUGAACGUCAAACAAUUCUCUCCCUUUUCCAUGGGAAUUUUUUAAGAAAUAUGAUGUUAUUUUCUCUUCCCUGAAGUUGAUAUAUGAUCGAUGCUGGUAGUUGUUAGUUCCUAAAACAGUGCCUAGCCUUUGUAGGAGUUAAGAGUGUAAUUCAGGGGUAAUCUCAAUGCAUAUUUGGUUUGGAAGA